AUGGCACGACAUCCAUGGUACUUACAGGGUCUCACAAGAGCAAAGGCCGCAGAAAUCUUGGCUCGAGAUGGUCCGAACGCCUUGUCGCCUCCAAAAACCACUCCAGAGUGGAUUAAGUUCUGCAAGAAUCUUUUUGGAGGGUUUGCCCUUCUUUUGUGGGUUGGCGCUUUCCUAUGUUACGUCGCUUAUUCCGUCGACUAUUUCACCAUGGAGUAUCCAUCAAAGGACAACCUAUAUCUCGGUAUUGUAUUGAUGACUGUCGUCGUGAUCACCGGAUGCUUCCAGUACUAUCAGGAAAGCAAAUCAAGCAAGAUUAUGGAUUCCUUCAAGAACAUGGUGCCCACUUUUGCUCUUGUCCAUCGUGACGGACAGAAGCAACAAAUUCGAACGGAAGAACUGGUCGUCGGUGACAUCGUCGAAGUGAAAGGCGGUGAUCGUGUGCCAGCCGACAUCCGUAUCAUUUCCGCCUUUGGUUUCAAGGUGGACAACUCGUCACUUACUGGUGAGUCCGAGCCUCAAUCACGUUCUCCCGAUUGCACCAAUGAAAACCCACUGGAAACCCGCAAUAUUGCUUUCUUCUCCACAAACGCAGUCGAAGGAACAGCAAAGGGAAUUGUCAUCUACACCGGAGAUAACACUGUCAUGGGUCGCAUUGCCCAUCUUGCUUCCGGUUUGGACACUGGUAUGACCCCCAUUGCCCGUGAGAUCGAACAUUUCAUUCAUUUGAUCACCGGAGUCGCUGUCUUCCUUGGAGUUUCAUUUUUCAUCAUCGCUUUCAUCCUUGGGUACCACUGGCUGACCGCAGUCGUUUUCCUAAUCGGUAUUAUUGUCGCAAAUGUGCCUGAGGGUCUCAUCGCUACUGUCACCGUAUGUCUCACCUUGACUGCAAAGAGAAUGGCCAGCAAGAAUUGUUUGGUAAAGAAUCUCGAAGCUGUGGAGACUCUUGGUUCAACGUCUACUAUCUGUUCGGAUAAGACUGGAACUCUUACACAGAAUCGAAUGACUGUCGCUCAUAUGUGGUACGAUAGGAUGAUCGAAGAGUGCGACACUACCGAGAACCAGUCUAGUUUAGCAGCUGCUAAGAGUGGACCUACCCUGGAAGCUCUUCUCCGCAUCGCUUGCCUAUGUAACAGAGCCGAGUUCAAGCCUGGGCAACAGGACAUCCCAGUACUUCGACGUGAUUGCACUGGUGACGCAUCUGAGAUUGCAUUGCUGAAGUUCACAGAGCUCACUAUUGGAAAUGUAGUUUCCGCACGUGAGAAAUCUCCGAAAAUUGCUGAAAUCCCCUUCAAUUCUACCAACAAGUAUCAGGUUUCUAUUCAUGAUGUGCCUAAUAGCGAUUCCUACCUGCUCGUGAUGAAGGGAGCUCCUGAGAGAAUCCUUGAUGUGUGCUCUACAAUUCUAAUUAACGGCAAGGAAGAACCACUCGACGAGAAACUCCGUGCUGAUUUCAAUUCGGCCUACCUCGAACUAGGAGGAAUGGGAGAACGUGUCCUUGGGUUCUGCGACUAUUUCCUGCCACCUGACAAGUUCCCGAAAGGUUUCAAGUUUGACACUGAAGAGGUGAACUUCCCCCUGAAGGGAUUGCGAUUCGUUGGUCUCAUGUCUAUGAUUGAUCCUCCACGAGCAGCUGUACCUGAUGCUGUCGCCAAGUGUAGAUCGGCUGGUAUCAAGUUGUUAUGGUCACUGGUGACCAUCCAAUUACCGCCAAGGCUAUCGCCAAGUCUGUUGGUAUCAUCAGCGAGGGAACAGAGACCUGUUGAAGACAUUGCUAUCCGUCGUGGAAUUCCUGUCGAAGAUGUCGAUCCUCGUGAAGCAAAAGCUGCUGUUGUCAUUCGCAAUCACUCGGAAAUCGUAUUCGCUCGUACUUCACCUCAGCAAAAGCUGAUGAUUGUGGAAGGAUUCCAAAAGCAAGGCCAAAUUGUGGCUGUAACCGGUGAUGGUGUGAACGAUUCACCUGCACUGAAAAAGGCCGACAUUGGUGUGGCUAUGGGUAUCGCCGGAUCCGAUGUCUCUAAACAAGCUGCUGAUAUGAUUCUCCUUGAUGAUAAUUUCGCCUCAAUUGUCGUAGGAGUGGAAGAAGGACGUCUUAUCUUCGAUAAUCUCAAGAAGUCCAUCGCUUAUACGCUGACCUCGAACAUUCCUGAAAUCUCACCUUUCCUUACUUACAUUCUGUUCGGUAUCCCACUUCCACUUGGAACAGUCACCAUCCUUUGUAUUGAUCUCGGAACUGAUAUGGUGCCUGCUAUAUCUUUGGCUUACGAAGAAGCAGAAUCCGACAUUAUGAAGCGACAGCCUCGUGACCCCAUCCGUGAUAAACUUGUCAACGAGCGUCUAAUUUCGCUUGCCUACGGGCAGAUUGGUAUGAUUCAGGCAUCGGCUGGAUUCUUCACCUAUUUCUGGAUCAUGGCCGACAAUGGAUUCUGGCCCAAGGAUCUAUACCAGCUUCGUGCUCAGUGGGAUUCUCGUGCGUACAAUAAUGUGCUUGACUCCUAUGGACAAGAAUGGACUUAUGCCAAUCGCAAAAUCCUUGAGUACACUUGCCAAACAGCCUACUUCGUCUCCAUUGUCGUUGUACAGUGGGCCGAUCUCAUCAUCUCUAAAACUCGCCGUAACUCUAUCGUCCAACAGGGAAUGACCAACUGGACUCUCAAUUUUGGUCUUGUAUUCGAAACAGCUCUCGCCUGGUUCAUGUGCUACUGCCCCGGAUUAGAUAAUGGUUUGCGAAUGUACGGAUUAAGGUUCUCGUGGUGGUUCUGCGCUCUGCCGUUCUCUGUGCUGAUCUUCGUGUAUGAUGAAGGCUCGACGCUAUUGCAUCAGAAGAUGGCCAGGAGGAUGGGUGGAGCAUGA
Molecule: messenger RNA, 2850 nt
Organism: Cooperia oncophora
Lineage: Eukaryota; Metazoa; Nematoda; Chromadorea; Rhabditida; Trichostrongylidae
Source: the annotation of a GenBank genome assembly